This is a messenger RNA of Rotaria sordida, 732 nucleotides long. Lineage: Eukaryota; Metazoa; Rotifera; Eurotatoria; Philodinida; Philodinidae. The record is from the annotation of a GenBank genome assembly.
AUGCUCCGAUUCGGUAUCAAUAUUAUUCUAUUUGGCAUCUUUGUUUCGAUUUCGUUUGCUAACAAUGAUUUAAACGAUGUACGAUGUACACUAAGACAAGAUUUUUCUGAAAGUGCGAAGAGUUCUGUAAGUGAAUUAUGUUUACAAGCUAAACUAGAGAAAGAUGCAUCAAAUAAUAAAAAUUAUAUAUUUACUUAUUCGAAUGGUACUGGUCCUGGAUUUUCAUAUGGUGAUGGAGGAUUAAUUGCUGCAGCAUCCGUUAGAAAUUGGCCUGCAUUAAUUAAUCAAGGUGUUUCUAUGGUUGUUCUUUAUUUAAAACCGUGUGGUUUGAAUUUACCUCAUAUUCAUCCACGUGCAACAACUAUUUCUUAUGUUGCUAAAGGAAUUAUUCGAACUGGCUCAUGGAGUGAAAAUACCGGUCAAUUUCAUGCUAUCACAUUAAAGGCCGGCCAAGGUACUACAUUUCCAGCAGGAGCAUUACAUUUUGAACAAAAUAUUGGUUGUGAUGACGCUAUUGUCGUUGCUGCAUUUAAUUCUGAAGAUCCUGGUACUGCUCAAUUAACAGAAGGCAUUAAAGUAUUACCUUUAGAUAUAUUAACCACGUCCUUUGGUAGCGAAUCACAAUAUCAAAUUGAUCAAUUACGACGAAAUUUUCCAAAAACACCUAUCAAAGGUAUUGCUUCAUGUUACAAAGCAUGUGGAUUGGAUAAAAAUGGAAAUAAGAUAAAAUAA